Molecule: messenger RNA, 854 nt
Organism: Puntigrus tetrazona (Sumatra barb)
Lineage: Eukaryota; Metazoa; Chordata; Actinopteri; Cypriniformes; Cyprinidae
Gene: psmb9a
Product: proteasome 20S subunit beta 9a
Cellular component (GO): proteasome core complex
Molecular function (GO): threonine-type endopeptidase activity
Source: RefSeq, a predicted model, not a curated record
GUGAGGACAUGAAGGAGGACUCGGAUCAGCCGCGGUGCCUCAUGGGCAACUCGAAAGCGAAACAGUAGCGCGUCCUCUUUCUUCCUCUUCAUUAAAACACCAAAAUACUGUGUUUUUCACCGAACGUCGUAUUUACUCGUAAAACACUUGUUAAAAAUGCAGGAAGGCGGUGAACAUGGCAGCACAAGUGGUCUCAAAAUGGGAACAACCAUUAUUGCGGUUGAGUUCAACGGUGGCGUCGUGGUGGGCUCGGAUUCAAGAGUUUCUGCGGGGGCGUCUGUGGUAAACCGAGUGAUGAACAACUCUCCCCUUCAUGACAAGAUUUACUGUGCUUUGUCUGGAUCAGCAGCGGAUGCUCAAACCAUUGCUGAGAUAGUCAACUACCAAUUAGAUGUUCACAGCAUUGAGGUGGAUGAGGAUCCGCUGGUGUGUUCAGCAGCUACUCUGGUCAAGAACAUUUCUUACAAGUAUAAAGAGGAACUCUCAGCUCACCUCAUUGUUGCUGGAUGGGACAGGAGGGCAGGUGGACAGGUCUAUGCAACUCUUAAUGGGCUAUUAACCAGACAGCCGUUUGCUGUGGGUGGCUCUGGAAGUUUCUACAUCUAUGGCUUUGUGGAUGCUGAAUACAGAUCAGACAUGACCAGACAGGAGUGCCAAGAGUUUGUGAUCAACAGUCUGUCGCUGGCAAUGAGCCGAGAUGGAUCCAGUGGAGGUGUGGCCUACGUCGUUACCAUCGACAGUGAAGGCGUGGAUGAGAAAUGCAUUCUGGGAAACCAGCUUCCUACAUUCUUUGACCCAAAUGUAUAAUCAUUCCUUUCCGUGUGCUUUAUAAAUAAAAAGGUUCUUUCAUUCUU